UAAAUAUGGAGCGAGAAAGCGAUUCUGUGAAAAGCAAGCGCAGCAAAAAGAAACACAAAACGCAAACGACCCGUUCUUAUCGCAAAACCGAGAGAGAAGUGCAAAUAUUGCUGUCCCAAUGCGGAAAAGUCUUCGGACGUCAAGAUUCCCAGGAGUCGGAAGCAAGGAGCCUGCAGUUCUUCCAUUACUCGGAAGCUAACGAGUCUGUCGCCAUUUCGAAUCGGAAUAAACAGCGAAUCGAUGACGCCGCAUCUCCAUCCAAUUUAGCUGCGAAUUUUAUACAAAUCGAGCUGUCCGAGCCGCCAAUCGUCUCGCCCCAAUUGCACAGACAACUGCAUCGCUAUGACGACAGCUUCCUGUAUACGCCCAGCGACAGGCUACAUUUGCCGCUGCAGUUCAUCGAUGGCGGCUCUCACUUAAAGCGCUAUCAGAUUCGUAUGCUCAAUCGCUAUCUGGAGGAGGCCAAAGUCAACGGGAGUGCCGGCAAGCUAAGUGCCGGGCUAAUAGCUCAGCUCACGGACUCAGACUCGUGCCGCUUUAUCAUCGAUGCGACGCUAUAUCGGAGCAAUUGUCCGAGACAGUUUAAAGGCGUCUUUCUGGCGCCCGUGCCGUUCGCUCAGUUCCAGGGACUGCCCACGAGUCGUUGCCUGAAACUGUGCCUCAAGCAGCUGCGCUUCAGCGCCCAUCCGCAGUUUCUGGAAGAGCAUCGCCUGGCGCAACAGCUUGAAGAUCUCUACGACCUAUACAUGCACAAUGUGAAGAAUAAGAUUUGCAAGAAAUUGCGCGAGGAGCUGCAAAUAGCUCGGAAUGUCGCUGCUCGGCUGCUCGAUUCCAGCAGCCAUCAGCAGCCGCAGGAGCAAUCAUCGCAGCUGGCGGCGCACAUUCAACGCCAGCUGCAAUUGACCCAACAGCUGCGGGUACGCUACUACGCCGAGUCCACGGCGCAGCGCGUGUUGCUUCAACGCCUGCUCACACAGUGGGCCAAGCUGAAGGAGUUGCGCAAGCAGCAACAAUUCCAGUGCACACGCUUUAGGCUUAGCCUGCGGCUGGUGCCGCCAGCUGACUUGGAUGCCUCCUGCUCAGCAUGGAAGGAGCGUUUUGAGGCUGAUCUGGCCGAGGUGUACCGUGAGCAUUUGGAGGUCUACUAUCAUCGGCGACACAUCUGGAGCAGCGAGCAGUCCUCAGUUUCACACACCAAGCCGCCACGUAAGCCGCAGUUUGCUGAGAUCAUGGAGAGCUUGAAGACGAAAUACGAACGCGCUUUUCAGGAUCCUGAGGAGCCAAGGGUGUAUCUGUUGCGGCUGCCAACCGAUGAGUCAACGCUCCAUUCCAGGCCAAGUAACGAGCAGUUGAACCUGGACCGCAACUACUACUUAAAGCUCUACUUGGACGGCCAGUUUGUGGCCCAGACGCGCAGCUAUCGCCUGGAACCGGAUCUGCAUGUGGACAUGAACGAGAGUCUUGGCGUUCUGCUCAAUCGCUCGCAUCCAGAGCAGCUCAACAUUUGGCUGUAUGAGAAAUCUACGAUAACUUCACACAGUCGAAGACUUGCUCUGAUAAGCACCCCGCUGAAGGUGACGGAAAGGGGCAAGACGGAACAGAAAUUGGCUUUCCAAGUGGCCGCAACUUCGGCUGCAGUGCGUCCCAAGCUGGCUGGCGAUCUCUUUCUGCACAUCGACUAUUAUUGUCCCGAUGGCGCCAUCAGCAGCGAUCUGGACGACAUACAGAAGCUGCCGGAGACGGUUGGUCAAACGUUGAGGGCAGGCAGGCUGCCGUCUGCGGCCACGGCUUCAGAGAUGAGGGCCACGCCCCGGUCACCCAGCGAUGCAGGGCACAUUAAUGCGGGCCCGCUAAUCUUUGCCGAGCAACAGCUGCAGCUGUGCGGAGUUGAGGAGCUUCUGCAGAACAGACGCUUCCAGCUGCUGCACUCGCGACACCAGCAACGUAAUUUUCACACAAAGCAGCUGAGCUUUGUGCCCGCCCUGGAGCAUGAAAUUGUGGAGUUGGAGGAACUUGAGCCGCAUGCAAAUGUCGCCCAAGUGCUGGAUCCUGGCACUGUUUGGAAUCCAAUUGAUCUGCACAAACAUCGCGGCCGCAAGUUUCUCCAUCUGCUGUACGAGACCAUAACCAGCCAGUGCGUGCAAAGGGCUAAGCUGUUGCAAACGCCGCUACCGCUGCUCCAGCUGCUAGGCGAUGGCCUGGAGCAGUCCACCGGCUGGUCAGCGCUCUGGCGUGCGUUGUGCUCCCUGCUCUUUGGACAACCAGCCGCGCUCCCACGAGAGCCCACAUGGCAACCGCAGCCAACGUGUGCAUCGGAUGUGGUCCAGCAGUUCAACAUCUCACUGCAUGUGGUGCGUGCAACAGGUGUUCCAGUGCGCAGUCGCCACAUCCUCAACGUGGAGCAACAGGCCAGGCGCAGCAGCAGCACAGGCACAAGCAGCGAUCUGAGCGCCAGUCUCUUUGUAACACAAACGCUUAUGUACUCGAACGUGCGUCCAUUUAUAACAUUGAGCUAUGGCCAAAGGCUGUGUCGCAGUCGCACGGCAGAAGGAUCGAAUCCCACCUGGAAUGAGCAGCUGCAGCUACAGCUCACGGGUCAGCCGAAUGAUCUGCAUGAAGAUCUGAAAAUCAGCCUGUUCGACGAGAUGGUCGAGCAGCAGUACACGGACGAGGCGGCAGAUAUCUACCAGCGGGUGCAAUGUAACUGGCUCGGCGAAUAUCGUGUGCCCAUGAGCAGUCUGCUAGCCAGCCGCAAGUUUGAAGGAUGCAUCGAGCUAAGCAUGCCCAAGGUGCUGGUCGGCUACAAAAGACCGCUUAUCGAGUCUGUGACAAAUAUAUCCGUGGAGCAAUAUCCCGAGUUCAAGGAAAGCGUCCAUCUCUGGUUCUAUCUGAGCAUCGAACCAGGCUGCCAGGUGACGCCGCUUCAAAUAGGCGGCCUGGCAUGCGCCGAGCUGCCCGAGCUGCAGCAAUUUGUGCGCGAGCGACGUCUGGAGCUGCAACAGCUGCUGCCGCAUCCGCAGCGCUACGUGGAGCCUCUCGUCUGCACCUCACAUGGCAAGCGGGUCUGCCUGACGCGUCUGCUGGAGCCCGUGCCAUUGCCCAAUGAGACCCAGCUGGAGCGUAUUUGUCGUUUUGUUUCGUUGCUCAGCCCGGUGCGCAGUCAGCUGGAUGCCUGCCAGAACUUUCAAGGUGUUUGGCUAGACAAUCAGACCCUGCUGGACAGCACCUGGUGCUCCGCCAAGGAUUUGGGCGUGUUGCUCUGCAACUAUAUGCUGUCGCUGGGCCUCGAAUGCUGGCUGGUACUUGGACUGGCCUGUCCCUAUGGCGAGUGCACAUUUGUCAUCUAUCGACAGCCGGAAAGCGGCGACCUGCUGCUCGUGGCACCCACCACAGGCAAACGCUACCAGCUGCAGGAUAUCUUUUGCCCCCUAACGCGAGUGUACUCCAUUGUGGCUGCAAAAAACAUAUACAUCAAUAUUCAGGCGGAGGAGCGCGUGAGCAUGACAAAUUUCAAUGUGCAGGAUGUCGACUGUUGGCUGCCUCUGUUUAACAAGCGGCAGGAGGCGCCGCAGUGUGGCAUACACAAGCUGGACUAUGUCUACAAGCGCAGUUACGAUCUAAGCCAGCUGCAAAAGCACAUUGAGCGCAAGAUCAUGAAGAAGAUAAGCGCUUGGCGCACCACACGCAAAACAUUCUGGAAUCGUGCCUUUCAGCCGCAACUGCUGCGAAUCUUAAGCGAAUUAGAGAACCUAAGUACAAGCGCGGGCAGUCGCUACGAUGAGCCCGCCUACAGCGAGGAGCUGGAACGCGAGUAUCCCAACUGCCGGCUUUAUGGGUUUACAAUGAACUUUGCCUACACCAACCUGGCAGCCAUAUCGGAGCGCAUUCGCACCACCUGCAUACACUAUAACAACAACGCGGAUGUCGAGUUCUGUGUGGCGGUGCAUAUCAACGCCUAUGUAAACGACGUGCUAUCCGUUUGGGUGUUCCUGCUGUCCAUAGUGCCACUGGUGGGCUGAUUGUGAUUAUGAAUCAA
This is a messenger RNA of Drosophila novamexicana, 4036 nucleotides long. RefSeq names its product coiled-coil and C2 domain-containing protein 2A (gene Cc2d2a). The coding region runs from base 6 to 4019 and encodes 1337 amino acids. The record is from RefSeq and is a predicted model, not a curated record. Lineage: Eukaryota; Metazoa; Arthropoda; Insecta; Diptera; Drosophilidae. The transcript has 7 exons. Gene Ontology annotation, cellular component: ciliary transition zone. Gene Ontology annotation, biological process: non-motile cilium assembly; protein localization to ciliary transition zone.